This is a messenger RNA of Mesocricetus auratus (golden hamster), 6232 nucleotides long. It is a transcript of the gene Creg2, whose product is annotated as cellular repressor of E1A stimulated genes 2. NCBI's taxonomy places the organism in Eukaryota, Metazoa, Chordata, Mammalia, Rodentia, Cricetidae. The record is from RefSeq and is a predicted model, not a curated record.
GGCAGAGGGGUUAUGGUAACUGGUGCACUGAGGACGUGAUGCAGUAAAAACUCAAAUGCUACUUCAAGUUAAUUUCUUAUGGGACCAGCUAGAAAAGGACUCUUGCAUUUUAGGAAUACAAGCUGUAGAACAUGUCUAGCAGGGCUAAGUCUGGAUGUCAUCAGAAGAGACAAGAAAUUAUAAUUAAAUUUACCUAUUUUGAUAUCUGUUAAACUGCUUACUGGGAUAAGAUGCUUUUAAAUGAACUAUUUGUGUUGCUAAUGGCAUGACACCACGUACUGGAUGAGUUUAGGAGGAUGUAGCUGUAAUGUGUCUCAUGGUUCUAGGGGAGCUCAAAGUGCAGUGACUGAGCCUGGUGAUGUCCGCCUUGCUGACACCAUUUUGGGGGUGACACAGAGAAGUUAAGCAGCUUGGAAGAGUCUCAUAGCUGUGGAGCGGAGGAGUGCAUUGAGCCUGAGUUGUGAACGCCCACCGGUUGGCUGCAGUAUGCCUGCCAGUCUGCGGAAAACCAAGCCAUCCCGCCCUGGCACGUCUGGAUUCUACGUCCCGCAGCGGCGGUGCGCACAGCUGAGGGGAGUCUGGUCCUGAGUCAGGUGUCUCUCUCAUCGGGCUGCAGAGCAAUAAGGGCACCUAGGGGGACUGAUCGCGACGCCAGACCCAAGAAUCCUACAGCGAGAAGGGGCUCCAGCUCACGCUCCGCCGCAGGGGGGCGCCCCUGGCCGGCUGCUGCUAGGCUAUCGGUCCCCGCCACAGGGCGCGUCGCUGGCAAGAUGAUGUCGCUGUCCGGCGGGGAGCGCCCUGCGGGGCCAGGUACCCGCCUGUCCUGGCUGCUAUGCUGCAGCGCCCUGCUGUCCCCAGCAGCCGGCUACGUGAUCGUGAGCUCCGUGUCCUGGGCUGUCACCAAUGAGGUAGACGAGGAGCUGGACAGCGCGUCCACCGAGGAGGCACUGCCCGCGCUGCUGGAGGACUCGGGCAGCAUCUGGCAGCAGAGCUUCCCGGCCUCGGCUCACAAGGAGGACACGCACCUGCGGCCUCGGGGUUCCGCCCGCGCCAGGCCCGCACCAGUCCCGCGUGGAAUGUUCUCCUAUCGGCGGGAGAGCGGCUCACCCGCAGCAUCCCCCGGCCCUAGGGUGCGUGCCAGCACCGCCCGCUCCCUGGUCCACGCCAGCUCCUGGGGUUGUCUGGCCACCGCAUCCACCCACGAAAAGAUCCAAGGACUGCCCUUUGGGAGCUGCCUGGCCAUCAGCGAUGGCCCGUUUCACAACAGCACGGGGACUCCUUUCUUCUACAUGACAGCCAAGGACCCUGUGGUGGCUGACCUGGUGAAGAACCCCAUAGCCUCAUUGAUGCUGCCGGAAUCCGAAGGAGACUUUUGCAGAAAAAACAUCGUCGACCCAGAAGACCCCCGAUGUGCCCGGUUAACGCUCACUGGCCGGAUGAUCGUGGUGCCGCCAGGGGAGGUAGAAUUUGCCAAACAAGCCAUGUUUUCAAGGCAUCCAGGGAUGAGGAAGUGGCCCCGCCAGUACGAAUGGUUCUUCAUGAAGAUGUGGGUAGAACACAUCUGGCUUCAGAAAUGGUAUGGAGGUGUCUCCGACAUCCCAAGGGAGGAAUACUUCAAAGCAGCUCCCAGAAAGGCCUGACAGUAACGCAAAAGUCCUGGGCUUUGAGUUAAAAUGAAGAUCUUUGAAGUGAAGAAGCCAGACAGUCUCUGGCUGCUGUCUCUUUGUUGAAGGGUGCCUAGCUGCCCUGUCAUCCUGCAGCAGGAGCAGAGAGGAUGAACAGGGAACCUUGGGCUAGACUUCAGAUUCGUUGGAGUGGUCCUUUGCGGAUCUACCCUUCACAUAGAAAGAUUUUGUCUACACUAUGCUCAACCCAGACACACCCAUUCAGAAAUCAUGGUUGUCAAAUUGGAAGUGGUGGUUGCUGUUCUUUUCUUUCAAAAACAAAUAAUGAUGCGUAUGUACUGUGUUAUUGCCUUGUAUCACGAGAGCAUUGUGUUGCUUGCUAUCUUUAAGCAGUGCUUUGGUUGGAAGCUCAUUGCAUUAAAAGAGUCCAGUGUGCACCACAUUGCAUUGCUGUGGGUUCAGGGCAAGGUGGGAGGCUUUCUGUCUGAAAGUUACUCACUACUAAAUUCCAGAUGGAUUUUCUAAAAUGUACUUGCCACUUAGGGAGCUUUUUCCUCCACUGUAGUUAUAACAGGUGGAGUAAGAACAUGCAGUUUUGUACACUGCCUGUUCUGGGUGAGCUGACUGUUAGUGAGAAUAGGGUGACUUUGGCACAGAGCUACCAGAUCCCCACUGCUAGCAUUUCCGGUAGACAGUCUCCCUCUGUCAUUCAUGAAAUGUGACAUCCAAAAUAAGAAACCCCUCCUUCUACGUGAGGUAGGAAAGACAGGGGAGAGAGAGCAAAGGCAAUGUGCCCACCUGUCAACAGAAGUCACCUCAGUAAAGCCCUGCCCAGUACAGUGUGUGUCCUCAGUGUCUCUUUCAGACAGGGAGACUGAGCCUCAGAGAGGGCCAGUCAGUCUCCCAAGCUCAGAUACCUGAGUUCGCUGCACAUGGACGGUGACUCCCACGUUUUCCAGUUUUAAACAUGAAAGAGUUACUGACAUGCACAGAUAGUCAUCAAGCUGUGAUUAUAAAGGAGAAUGACUAACUGCCUGGAGAUCAUGUGUCGCUGCUGUGGGUGCCAGAUGUACAGGGGUCACUGCUGGGGUGUCAGGGGUUCAGGGGUCACUGCUGCAGGUGUCAGGAGUGCAGGGGUCACUUCUGGGAGUUUCAGGAGUGCAGGGGUCACUGCUGGGGUGUCAGGGGUUCAGGGGUCACUGCUGGAGGUGUCAGGAGUGCAGGGAUCACUUCUGGGAGUUUCAGGAGUGCAGGGGUCACUUCUGGGAGUUUCAAGAGUGCAGGGGUCACUGCUGGGUUGUCAGGAAUUCAGGGGUCACUGCUAGAGGUGCCAGGGGUUCAGGGGUCACUUCUGAGAGUGUCCGAAGUGCAAGGAUAGGGAGCAUGCUUUAAAGUUUCUCAACAAAUCAUUUACAAGAGUCCCUGGCGUUUGGAAGAUACUAGAUUGAAACUGUUUAUAUAGAUCACGCACACCAGGGCCAGAAAGAACCUGGCAGUACCCAUGUUUUCUAUCUUCCCAUAAUGGCUAGAAACUCUCUUUAGUAGAUCAUGUAUGUGAUAUAACAUAAAAUUACACCACUAGUGCAGGAAAUACACACAUUCUUUUCUGUUGUUUUGGUUUUGGUUUUUCAAGACAGGGUUUCUCUAUGUAGCCUUGGAGUUUGUCCUGAAACUCUCUACAGACCAGGUUGGCCUUGAACUCAGAAUUAAAGGCAUGCACGACCACUGCCUGGUGAAAAUACACACAUUCUUAAAACAAAAUAAUAUUGUCUAACAAGUAAGACACGAACAGAGUUGGUGUUGCCAAAAUAUAUUUACAAGGUUAUUACACUCUUUUUUUUAAUUUGUCUUAAACCAUUUCACAAGAGCUCUCAACAAUCAUUAUUUCUAAAACGUAGCCAUAGGGUGGCUUUGCUAAAGGUAUUUUCUAUUUCUAGAGCUGAAAAUCAUUGCUACUCCCAACCUAGAAGAAGGGGGAGGCUCUGGAAGAACAAAUACAUGCUAACGGCACUCCAUAAGUCCAUCUUAGAUAGCAAUCCUCAAAGGGUCACUGUGUCACUGUUUCCCAGUCUGCCUUGCUGCUGUCGUUUUGUUAGCCUGUAUGAUCAGGUUCCUUUUAUGGAAGGUGCCUCAAAGACUUUGGGGAGCAGAUUCCACUUAGAAACACCAAAGAUUGUUAUCAGCUACUAAUAAAAAUGACGAGAAAUGAGAUCUGAACCGACCAGACAGCAGGAACAAUAUUGAAAGCUCAUGGGCUUGAGACAGAUGAACCCUCUUCAAACAAAUGCAUUUUAGCAAAUCUCCAGGAAUUUACAUUGAGUUAAAAUUGGUAAGACUGAAUUAGAAGCUUUAGAAAUAGCAGUAAGGCAAGAAACGUUGAAUGCAUAGAAAUUGGAAAGAAAGACAUUAUUAUUUACACAGAAAACACCAAAUAAUCUACUUUUAUGAAGUCAACAAGCUUGAAUUGGAGAAGUGACUCAGAGGUUAAGGCUGCUCUUCCUGAAGUCAUGAGUUCAAUUCCCAGCAACCACAUGGUGGCUCACAACCAUCUAUAAUGAGUUCUGGUGCCCCCUUCUGUCAUGCAAGCAGAUCACUGUAUACAUAAUAAGUAAAUAAAAUCUUUAAAAAAAAAAAAGGAAAAAGUCAACAAGCCUAAAGGCACAGAAAGGUCUCAGGAUACAAGACCAGCACACAAAAUUUAAUCAAAUUUUAAUCAAAUUUCCAUGUGCUAAAAGCAGACAAAAUUAAAAGUAUGAUAGCAUAUAUAGCCACUCCAAAGAAAGUUAAAUACUUGGGGUAUAAAGUUAAACUAUUUGUAGAGUCUGUAUGAUGAAAAGAAAAUUUUAAUGCUAACAAAAAUAACCAAAGACUUAAAUAAGUAAGAUGUGCCAUAUUCAUGGAUUAGAAGACACAAAAUACGGUUCAGGUCAAUUCUUCUAAACUGGGUUCUAGACUUAAUGCAGUUUCUACAAAAUCCCCAGCAAGAUUUUAGUAAACAUAUGUAAACUUACUACGAAAGUUAUGUUCUAGAAUAGGAGUAUAGCUCAGUGGCAUAGCAUUUGCCUAGAAUACACAAAGCCCUGUGUUUAAUCCCAAGCACCACAUACACAAAGAAAUAGCUAUAUAAUCCAAGGUUUGUAGUCUUUGGAGAAGCUUUAAAAACUCUUUUUAAAAAGGGACAAGUAGGAGAAAUUAUUUGAAUCAGUGGGAAGACACAUUGUAUACCAAUGGUAUUCAAAGCAGUUUGUUACUAACAGAAUCAUGGACACAUGGCUCCAUGAGACUGAACAGAGAAUCUAGAAACUGAUCGAGUGUGCUGAACUGAAUUUGUUUUUACAACAGUAUCAAGGUUUAACAUGGGAGGACAGCCUUUAACAAACGUGAUGGACACCCAUAGUGAACUCCCUCCCUCCCCCUCUUUCCCUCUCUCCCUUUCUCUCCUCUCUCCCUCUGUCUAUCUGUCUUUGCCUCUCUGUCUCUGUGUCUGUCUCUCUGUCUCUCUGUAUCUCUCUCUCUGCCCCCCUCUCUCUUUCCUGGAAUCAGCUAGACAUCCUUUAAUUUGGUGGCUGGUAAGACAAAUAGCAGUAUGUCUAUGCUAUAGAAUACUACUCAGCCAUAUAAAGGAGCUAAUUAUUGACACAAACAGCAGCUUGAGAAAUCUACAGAAAAUUAUUCAGUAGUUUUCAGGAAGGGGGCACAGAAUGAGACAGGCGAACGCAACUAUAAGUGAAUAACAACCGAUUCUUGUGGUGAUGAAGUAUCCAUAUCUUGAACGAAAUCGAAUAGUAAACUGGGGAAAGUGGGUAAAAAGAACAUGGGACCUCUUUGUAUUAUUUCUUAAAACUGCAUCUGAAUCUUUAAUUGUCUACCACUAUCUCCGCAUCUACAAUUGCCUCAGAGGAAGUAUUUCAUGGAAAAACUCGCUUAAGUUUUUUUAUACCGCCUUACUUGCGAGUCCCUAACAAAAUGAAGAUCUGCAUAUCAAAAUCUAGCAGGAAGGAGACAUUUCUUUUGGUGAUCACUAACAUAUACAUUUGUGGAAACCAUAUAACCCUUCUUUUAAGAGUUUUUUUUAGUGUAUUUAAUUUAGUACUGAACACAAAUUACUAAGAACCCGAUGGGGCUCGGGGUACAGCCCAACAGGGCACUUGUUGAGCAUGAAGCAUGACUCCAGCGCCAUGAAAGGAAAACAGGAUGGAUGUGCCUUGCAGAUUUUCUGUGGGACACGUAGGUGAAAUGAAUGUCUUCAGGUUUCUGAUGUACACAUGUUGAGUAAGUGGUAAGUGUAUAUAAGUAAUUGGGUUUGUAAAUAAGGUUUUCUCACUGUGUUACCAGUAAUCGCUAGCUUUCUGGUAAUGAGACAUCUAAAGUAAACACAGACCCUCUGUGUAUUUGUCAUGGCCUCCCACGACCAUGAAGCUAGUCCACUGUGAAAUUCUGCUGCUGCCGGUGUCCACAUACCGUGGUGUAUAUUGACUCUUGGUAACUAUAUUGCUUUAGGAUUGAAAUGUGUCCCUGAAAUUUUCCCCCAAAGUCUUGUAUUUCAUUUUUAAUAACAUAGCUGUCACGAGUGCAAUGUUUAUUGGUGAUAAACUUCUCCGGAAUAA